AUGAACCCCAAAGACCCAUUGGAAGAGACAGAAGGAAGCUCUGCUCCAUUAUGCUUGGCCUGUGGCCAAAGGCAUCUUCCAGAAGAGAACCAUAUAUACACCUACACAGAAGACGUAGACGAUGACCUUAUCUGCCAUAUUUGCUUGCAGCCUUUGCUUCGGCCUCUGGACACACCCUGCGGACACACGUACUGUGCAGUUUGCCUUACGGAUUUCCUCGUGGAAAAAGACUUCUGCCCUAUGGACCGCAAAGCCCUCGCUUUACAGAGGUGCAGGAAGUCAAGCAUCUUGGUGAAUAAGCUCCUGGAUAAGCUAAUGGUGAACUGUCCUUUCACGGAACACUGCUCAGAAAUUCUGCAACGCUGCAAUCUUGAACAUCAUUUUCAGAACGGGUGCAAAGGGGCGUCACAUUAUGGCUUCACCAAGGAGAGGAAGAGAUGCUCCCCAGCUGGAUCUGCUGAUUUGAAUGCUGCUUUAACAGUAUCUGCUCUGGGAUCGGAGUUCUCAGCUGCCGCCACAAUUGCCUUAAUGACAGACGAACCUGGGCUAAUCAAUCCUGCCUUCAAUGCCAACUUAGAGGACAUCCCGCCAGGAACCAACUCCACCAAUCAUUAUACAAGCCAGCAAUCUAGAACUUUACAGUUUGAGCGUUCUACUGUACGAAGGAGGUCUUUUAAAAAGAUAAACAGAGCUCUCAAUGUCCUCCGAAGGACAAAAAGUGGCAGUGCUGUGGCUAACCAUGCUGAACAGGAACGAGAAAACGUUGAAAAUCUGAUUGCUUCAGAGGCAGGCUUUCCAAGGUUGUAUCAUCUCAUUCCAGAUGGCGAAAUUACCAGCAUUAAGGUCAACCGCAGGGACCCCCACGAAGCGCUUGCCAUUAGAGUAGUGGGGGGCAGCGAAACGCCUUUGGUUCACAUCAUCGUUCAACACAUCUAUCGGGACGGCAUCGUUUUCAAAGAUGGAAGGCUACUUCCGGGAGAUAUGAUCCUGAAGGUCAACGGCAUAGAUAUCAGAAACGUGCCUCACAGUUACGCCUUGUUCGUCCUGACGCAACCUUGCCAAGUUCUCCGUCUCACUGUGCUCAGAGAGCAGAAAUACCAGUGUGGGAAUCCCCAACUUUUCCCUGAUGUUCCUUGCCACAGGGAUGAGAAUUUGCACAUUAUUCUGAACAAAAGCAACCCAGAGCAGCAGCUGGGCAUCAAGUUGAUCCGUAAGGCACACGAGGAUGGCGUCUUUGUGUUCAACCUGCUCGAAGGAGGCUUGGCUGCCCGUGACGGGGAAAUCCGAGAGGACGAUAAGGUUUUAGCCAUUAACGGGCACGACUUGCAGCACGGAAGUCCAGAAAGUGCAGCCCUGUUAAUACAAGCUAGCAAGAAGCAGGUUCACUUCAGCAUUUCCAGGCAAACCAGGCGACAGACCCCGGAUAUCUUGCAGGAAACUGGCUGGGAUUGCCACGGUAACCAUCUGCCCUUCAUUGCUGACAAGAGUGCCCUUCACGCAGUUACCUGUCAGGAAAAAGUGGUCAUUGUCCGAAAAGAUAAUGCAGAGUCCCUGGGAAUGACGGUGGCAGGAGGUCUGUCUUCACACAGAGAGUGGAACCUACCUAUUUAUGUCUUAAGUGUUGAGCCGGGUGGAGUCAUCAGCAGAGACGGCCGAAUAAAAACAGGCGAUAUCCUGCUCAACGUGAAUGGAAUUGAUCUGACAGGUGUCAGCCGCGGAGAGGCGGUAGCCCAUUUGAAAAAUGUCUCCUCGUCGGUGGUGUUCAAAGCACUAGAACUGAAAGCGUGUGAGACCACGGAAGGAGAAAACGGGGACUUAUUGCCUGAUGCCAAUUUGAGAACCUCCAGUCAGAGCGAGUGGUCUCCUUCCUGGGUGAUGUGGCUUGAAUUACCAAGGUCCUUGUACAGUUGCAAAGAAAUUGUGUUGCGAAGAAAUACAGCAGGAAGUCUUGGCUUCAGUAUAGUGGGAGGUUAUGAAGAAAACAGUGGAAACCGGCCGUUCUUUAUCAAAUCCAUUGUGGAAGGGACCCCAGCAUAUAAUGAUGGAAGAAUCAGGUGUGGUGACAUCCUCCUUGCAGUGAAUGGCAGGAAUAUCUCAGGAAUGGCGCAUGCCUCUUUGGCAAGGAUGUUAAAAGAACUGAAGGGGAAACUUACUCUCACUAUUGCAUCCUGGCCUGGCACCUUUUUAUAAAGAUGUGUUUCAACUGGAAACAAACGAAUAUCUGUGUACUUUUUUUUGGGUAGCAAAGUAUCAAUGUGCAU
This is a messenger RNA of Thamnophis elegans (Western terrestrial garter snake), 2261 nucleotides long. RefSeq names its product ligand of numb-protein X 1 (gene LNX1). Bases 1 to 2190 code for a protein of 729 amino acids. Gene Ontology annotation, molecular function: protein binding; metal ion binding; ubiquitin-protein transferase activity. Gene Ontology annotation, biological process: ubiquitin-dependent protein catabolic process. The record is from RefSeq and is a predicted model, not a curated record. The transcript has 10 exons. Gene Ontology annotation, cellular component: cytoplasm. Lineage: Eukaryota; Metazoa; Chordata; Lepidosauria; Squamata; Natricidae.